Molecule: messenger RNA, 1298 nt
Organism: Tripterygium wilfordii
Lineage: Eukaryota; Viridiplantae; Streptophyta; Magnoliopsida; Celastrales; Celastraceae
Exons: 1
Coding region: 41-1084 (347 amino acids)
Biological process (GO): polyamine biosynthetic process
Molecular function (GO): thermospermine synthase activity
Source: RefSeq, a predicted model, not a curated record
UGAAGCGUCGUUGAGCAAGAUUCUGUCGGAGAAAACAGCAAUGUUUGUGUUGCCAUCUACCCACCACCACGAACCGUUGAACUACUAUCCUUUUCAAACUCCCCGCCACACCCUUAAACCCCCGAAGCCAUGCAUCAAUCUUCCCUACAAAAUCAGAGCCCCUCCAAAUCUAACAAUUCUCCAUCAAAUAACCCCAAAAUCUCAAUCAUCCCACCACUCCACCAACAUAGUCAAGACCGAUGAUGAUCGGACCACCAAAUCUCAACAAACCAAGACCCAGGACGAUGGCAUCCCCGUCGAUGAUGUGAAAAUCAUUGCUAAAUUCAAGUCAAGAUACAACUACAUUCGCGUCCUUGAAGUCUCUCGGAAGGCAGACCAUCCUUUCGCUGGCUCCAGACUCCUCCUGCUAGAUGCUCCUGGAAACAUCCACAGCAUAUCUUUCCUCUUCAAAUCUUUCACCAAAACUUACUUUGAUGUCUUUGCCACUUUGCCCCCACUUUUACCACCAGGACCUAUCGCAAUUUUGGGGUUUGGGGCAGGUUCUGCUGCCCGUUUGAUACUAGAAUUGUACCCGAAUGCGGUGGUACAGGGAUGGGAGCUUGACCCAUCUGUGAUUGCAGUGGGGAGAGAGUUUUUCGGCCUGUCAAAACUGGAAAAACAAUACCCAGAUAGGCUUUUCAUUUACAUUGGGAAUGCAAUGAAUGCUAGCAUUAAAGAUGGGUUCUCGGGGAUUUUGGUUGAUUUGUUUUCUGAGGGGAGUGUGAUUACGGAGCUUCAAGAUUCCAACAAAUGGGAGAAGCUCAAAAGGUGUUUGAGGAAAGGCGGCAGAAUCAUGGUGAAUGUUGGGGGAAGUUGCGUGGAGGCCGAGAAUUCUCGGAGAGAUGGAAAGUUGAUUAUGGAGGAAACUUUGAAGGCAAUGCAAGUGGUUUUUGGUAACAAGCUCUCGGUAUUGAAUCUGGGGAGUAGAAAAGACGAUAGCUCGCUUGCUCUCACAGGGGAAUUACCGAAUCUCGACGAGUGGAAGAAGGCGGUUCAUGGGUAUUUGAGGCGCUAUGUUUAUAUGUGGAAACCAUUUAGCGGCUAGUGUCACAUUUGCCUUUUCUGUUGAAACCUGAAAUUUGUCCAAUUGAAAGACCUUCUACUUGUUUAUGCCAUGCAUUUCUAGACUUCUAGUGAUUCCUUGAUAUUGAAGUUUUGAUGUUUUUCCAGUACUAUGGUCCUAAAAACAGACAUCACACUAUCAUAUUAUUGUUAGGAAUUUAGACAGGAGAUGAACCCACAUUACAUGAGUCUAAGAA